AUGAGGCAGGUUGCAGCAAUGGAACUGGUCUCAACAUCAGUUGGCAAGUUUACAGUUGAUGUUUUCAACAAGUUCAAUGAGACCAGCAAGGGCAAAAACAUUUUCUUUUCCCCUUGGAGCAUAACAUGUGCUUUGUCUGUGACGUACCUGGGUGCAAAAGGCAAUACAGCAACAGAAAUGGCAGAGGAUCCUGAGCACAAGCAAGCUGAAGGCAUUCAUUCUGGCUUCAAAGAGCUCCUGUCUGCCAUCAACAAACCCAGAAGCAGCUACUCGCUGAGAAGUGCCAACCGCAUUUACGUGGAAAAGACCUUCCCAUUAGUGCCUAGAUACAUACAGCUCAGUAAGAACUACUACAAAGCAGAGCCACAAGCGGUCAACUUUAAGACAGCAGCAGAACAAGCCAGAAAGGAAAUCAAUACUUGGGUUGAAAAACAAACUGAGGGCAAAAUCAAGAAUUUGCUGGGUUCACGAGACGUAGGAAGCGCCACAAAGAUGAUUCUGGUAAAUGCCAUUUACUUCAAGGCAGAAUGGGAAAUGAAAUUUCAAGCCCAAUUUACACAACUGCAACCCUUCCGACUGAGCAAGAACAAGACUAAGCCUGUGAACAUGAUGCACAUGAGACACGUAUUUCCACUUCUCAUCGUGGAAACAAUGAAUUUCAAAAUGAUUGAGCUGCCGUAUGUGAACCGUGAGCUCAGUAUGUUCAUCCUCCUUCCCGAUGACAUCAAAGACAGUACUACGGGUCUCGAACAGCUGGAAAGAGAACUGACGUACGAGAAGCUGGCCGAAUGGACUGAUUCCAAGAAGAUGACCCAAGCUCUUGUGGAUCUGUGCCUACCUAAGUUCAGAAUUGAGGAGAAAUAUGACCUCAGUGGUAAUCUGGUCAGCAUGGGAAUGCGCACUGCCUUCAGCCCCGCUGCUGAUUUCAGUGGAAUGGCUGAGCAGGGAGAUGUGAUGAUCUCCAAAGUUCUUCACAAGUCUUUUGUUGCAGUUGAUGAGAAAGGUACUGAGGCAGCUGCUGCUACUGCGGUAAUUGUAAAUGUAACAAGUGCAUAUGAUGUUGAAGUUCUGAAUUUUCAGGCUGACCACCCCUUCCUUUUCUUCAUCAGACACAACAAAUCCAAAAGCAUCCUCUUUUUUGGCAGAUUCUGCUCUCCUCCAGAAUGA
Molecule: messenger RNA, 1167 nt
Organism: Opisthocomus hoazin
Lineage: Eukaryota; Metazoa; Chordata; Aves; Opisthocomiformes; Opisthocomidae
Source: RefSeq, a predicted model, not a curated record